GGUCCCUCAGAGCUGAGCAGUCAAGAUGUGUGACUUCACCGAAGACCAGACCGCAGAGUUCAAGGAGGUCUUCCAGCUGUUUGACCGAGCAGGUGAUGGCAAGAUCCUGUACAGCCAGUAUGGGGACGUGAUGAGGGCCCUGGGCCAGAAUCCUACCAACGCCAAGGUGCUCAAGGUCCUGGGGAACCCCAAGAGUGAUGAGAUGAAUGUGAAGGUGCUGGACUUUGAGCACUUUCUGCCCAUGCUGCAGACAGUGGCCAAGAACAAGGACCAGGGCACCUAUGAGGAUUAUGUCGAAGGACUUCGGGUGUUUGACAAGGAAGGAAAUGGCACCGUCACGGGUGCUGAAAUCUGGCAUGUUCUUGUCACACUGGGUGAGAGGAUGACCAAGGAAGAAGUAGAGAUGCUGCUGGCAGGGCACGAGGACAGCAGUGGUUGUAUCAACUAUGCAGAGCUCGUCCGCAUGGUGCUGAAUGGCUGA
Piliocolobus tephrosceles (Ugandan red Colobus) is the source of this 481-nucleotide messenger RNA. RefSeq names its product myosin light polypeptide 6-like. The record is from RefSeq and is a predicted model, not a curated record. Lineage: Eukaryota; Metazoa; Chordata; Mammalia; Primates; Cercopithecidae. Gene Ontology annotation, cellular component: myosin II complex. The transcript has a single exon. The coding region runs from base 26 to 481 and encodes 151 amino acids. Gene Ontology annotation, molecular function: calcium ion binding; structural constituent of muscle.